AUGCCCGUUGUGCAAACCUCCUCAUGGCUCUACGGACAGCAGCAUCUCUUUACCUGUGUUUCCUGCUGGUCUGGAAAUGGCCUGGGUGCAGCGUCCUCCAGAGAAAGUAACCAACGGGGAAGAGUUCAACGUCUCGUACACGGUGACAGCCUCAGAUUCAUUCUACGAGUACGCAGUCAAGAACCAGAUUUUCCAGUUUGGAAACAAGGGGGAAUCUGUGGCCCGUGGAUUCCUGACGACGGUAAAAUUGUGACUCACACUGUUUCCAAGGCAGGAAAGAUGUCCCAGAAAUACUGGACUUCAAAGGUGGUGCUGGUACAUGUGGGAGUCACCUCCGUCAUUGCUCAUAUCAAAAUGGGACACAUGCACGCAGCACUGGAGUCCAAGGUGCUUGUUGUCAGUGCUCAAGUGUGCGGGGACGACGUCUGCGAGCUGGAGGAGAACUGCCUGAACUGUCCUGCAGACUGUGGCAUCUGCCCGAUGUCCAUCACUAUCAAAGUGGCCAUCGGGCUUCCAGUUGCUCUCUUUAGCAGCGGCUUCAUCCUAACCAUAGUGUGGCUCCAGUACCAGAAACGGAGGAUGCUUUGGGAUGAAAGCUGGAUCAUCACCUACAAGAGCAUAAUAUUUGGUAAAGUGUGCUGCACGGGCCUCUGCAGCACCAUCAGUUUGGAGCGCGUCAAAAGUAUGUCGACCAUCAGUCAAACAACUGAUAUGACCGUGUCCACCAGAAUCAACACUUCCUUCAUCCAGCCAGGCCUCUAUGACGGGAGGACGGUGGCAGUGAAACACAUCCAGAAUAAACAUUUUUCCCUCUCUAAAACCAUAAGGAAGGAGGUGAAAGAAGUUAGGCAACUGGAUCACCCCAAUCUAUGCAAGUUCAUUGGUGGUUCCAUUGAGGUCCCCUACAUCUGCAUCAUCACAGAGCACUGCCCGAAAGGAAGCCUGUCAGAUGUCCUGCUGAAUGAGGAAGUGCCCAUCAACUGGGGCUUCAGACUUUCCUUUGCCACGGACAUCACUCGCGGGAUGUCGUACCUCCACCAGCACAGGAUGUUUCAUGGUAGACUUCACUCCAGAAACUGUGUAAUUGAUGACCGCUGGGUGUGCAAAAUCUCAGGUAACAAAAGAAAUAACACAACUUCAGUUUGCAGUGUCAAAGCAUUUUGGUCUUUGUUAUAUUCCUGUUUUCAGCAAUCACACAUCUGUGAUAAGUCACUUAACAUCCUCAGUUUAAAUAACACUAUGAAAACUCCCCAUCUCCUUAUCAUUGCACUACUUCGCUCCUCCUUCACCAGCAGCAAUUUUGUUAUCAAGGCAAAGUGA
This is a messenger RNA of Pseudoliparis swirei, 1320 nucleotides long. RefSeq lists its product as uncharacterized. The record is from RefSeq and is a predicted model, not a curated record. The coding region runs from base 1 to 1320 and encodes 439 amino acids. The transcript has 11 exons. Gene Ontology annotation, molecular function: peptide receptor activity; ATP binding; protein kinase activity. Lineage: Eukaryota; Metazoa; Chordata; Actinopteri; Perciformes; Liparidae. Gene Ontology annotation, biological process: cGMP biosynthetic process; protein phosphorylation; receptor guanylyl cyclase signaling pathway.